Dioszegia hungarica is the source of this 1428-nucleotide messenger RNA. Its product is annotated as trans-hexaprenyltranstransferase. Gene Ontology annotation, cellular component: transferase complex. Lineage: Eukaryota; Fungi; Basidiomycota; Tremellomycetes; Tremellales; Bulleribasidiaceae. The record is from RefSeq and is a predicted model, not a curated record. Gene Ontology annotation, molecular function: prenyltransferase activity. Gene Ontology annotation, biological process: isoprenoid biosynthetic process; ubiquinone biosynthetic process. The coding region runs from base 1 to 1428 and encodes 475 amino acids. The transcript is spliced from 2 exons.
AUGCUGUUUCGGUCAGGCGCACCUGCGCUGAGAGCCAUCUCCCGAGCGUCCGGCUCAUCCUCCACACUACCCCGAUCCCUCCCUCGCUCACUCCACUUCUCUUCCCCACCUCAAGCUCCUAAUCCGUCCUCCCGGUCAGAAUCAGCCUGGGCGGCAGCAACGGAAUCCGCCCACUCGGUCCUCACUCCCCCUCCCUCCUCAGCGGCACGGCAUGACCCCCUCGCAGCCAUCCACGCCGAAAUAGGGUCGCUCAAAGACUCGCUCUUUCAGCUCCUGGGAUCAUCACAUCCUGCCCUGGACACAAUAGCGAAAUACUACUUUCACGCCGAGGGGAAACAUCUACGGCCACUCAUUGUCCUGCUCAUGAGUCAAGCGACAAAUGGGCUGGCCGGGCCAGGAUGGACGAGGGCAAGAGAAGAGGCAUUGGCGCAGUCGGUGGAUGAUAGUCUGACGGUGGAAGGCGGGGUGCUGAACGACUGGAACCCCGAGGUGUCAGGAAGGGAAAGCGGAGCCGUGACUUUCGGAGAACCCUUCAGAAUACCCAACCUCGCGCCCCUCCCCCCUCGCCUCAAACCUACCCUCCAAUCCCUCCAAACAUCCCUCGACGACGGCUCUCCCCAGAUCCUCCCUACACAACGGCGCCUCGCAAGCAUCACGGAGAUGAUCCACGUCGCUUCAUUACUGCACGACGAUGUGAUCGAUACAUCACCAUUACGGCGCGGUCAGCCGUCUGCGCCGAACGAGUUCGGCAACAAGCUCUCAAUCCUCUCGGGAGACUUCCUGCUUGGCCGGGCAUCGGUGGCGCUGGCGAGGCUGGGGUCGAGGGAAGUAGUGGAACUGCUGGCGACGGUGAUUGCGAAUCUGGUGGAGGGGGAGGUGAUGCAGCUCAGGGCGACAAGCGAGCCCGAGCGGAUACCCACCAAGAAGGGGUUCGAGGACUAUAUGCGCAAGACAUACCUCAAGACGGCGAGUCUGAUGGCGAAGAGCGCGAGGGCGGCGGUCAUAUUAGGUGGGAGUGGGCGGGGGGAGGCCGAGUGGGUCAAGGAGGUGGCAUAUGGGUAUGGAAGGAAUCUGGGGAUUGCAUUCCAACUCGUUGACGAUGCGCUCGACUUCCUCCCCCCAGAUCUUUCCCUCGGCAAGCCAGGAGAAGGCGCCGAUCUCAAGCUAGGUCUCGCAACCGCGCCCGCCCUGUUCGCAUGGGAAGAACACCCCGAGUUAGGUCCGCUCAUCCUCCGGAAAUUUUCAGAAUCAGGCGAUGUCAAGAUGGCGCGAGAUAUAGUAGGGAGGAGUAAAGGACUGGAAAGAACGAUGGAUCUAGCGAGAAAGUUUGCCGGCGAGGCGAGGGGGAUGGCGGAGCGUUUACCGGAGAGCGAGGCGAGGGGCGCAUUGGUGGGAUUGACGGAGAAGGUGGUAGAUCGGGUAAAGUAG